Molecule: messenger RNA, 6779 nt
Organism: Pelobates fuscus (common spadefoot toad)
Lineage: Eukaryota; Metazoa; Chordata; Amphibia; Anura; Pelobatidae
Gene: ZMYM3
Product: zinc finger MYM-type containing 3
Exons: 27
Coding region: 282-4637 (1451 amino acids)
Molecular function (GO): zinc ion binding
Source: RefSeq, a predicted model, not a curated record
CGCCGCCGCCGCCACACGCUCUGUCCCCGCGCUUAAAGGGACCGCAGCAGGCGCGCGCGUGCUCGUGUGUGAGAGAGAGAGCGCGAGAGUGCGCGAGACAGCUCGAGAAAGAGAGAGAGUGGGGGGGAGAAAAAGAGACUGCAAGUGACUGCGGCUGCGCGCGCGCAAAAAAAAAAAAAAAAAAAAGAGCGAGCCUGCAGGAGGAAGAGAGCGAGAGAGAGCGGGAGAGGAGGGGAGCUAGCAGCAGCCAGCCAGCCCGGUGAGCGUACCCUCUCUCCUCCAUGGAAGCCAACUCCUUCUCAGAUCAUUGUGAUACGGAGCCAAGUAAUAACGAGCCUUUGAGUGGAGAUCUCCCAACAGACACUAAGGUUGGGGCCACGGAGACUGCCACCGUGAGCAGACGCUCUUUAGGGGACAGAAGAAUGGAGUGGGAGGAAAAUUCAGUUGAUGGUCAAAGUGGAGACACAGUUGCAGACAAUCAGGAACCUGAAAAAGAGCCUCAGGAUGAUGUGGAAGAGGACAGUGAUGCAAAAAACGUCAAAAGGGUCUCAAAAGCACUGGCACAAGAGAAGGAUUCACAUGAUGUAGACUCCCCAAUUAAAAGCUCUCCUGAAGCUUCACACCCUAGUCCGAAAUGUGAUGAGGAAGAAGACAAAGACCUCAAAGCAGAGCCAUCUGGUGACAUAAAUAGUUCAAAGAGUCCCAAAUCAACACAUGCAGAGGAAAAUGGUGAAACUAGUCAGAAUACUCCUGAAAGUGGUGAAAAUGCCAGCAGCCUUCCUGAAGAAAAGGCUGCAGGAGAACCACCCGAGACCCAGGCUGACCCACCACAGCCCAGCCAAACUGCCCCAAGGAGAAUGAGGCUUCGACCUUCACUUAAACCCCGUACUUCUACAUCCAUUGUCAUUGACAGCGGUUUGAUGUCAGAUGCAGGCAAAGAACCACAGGUGAAAGAGGAAUCCCCAAAGGAUGAUUCCUCUACCCCAGGCAAAGAUGCUAGAAACGAACCUAUGUCCACCACAGGCAAUGACAAAGGGUCUGGACCAUCAAGGGAUGCAGCGGAGCAAAAGAGGAGUGAACGAGCUCGCCGUUCUGAGUCCCUGAGGGUGGAAGGCUUAGCAUCAACGGAGAGCAUGCAGAUUUCAGAUGAGGACUCCGACGCUAUGGUGGACGACCCAAAUGAUGAGGACUUUGUACCCUUUCGCACACGUCGCCCAACACGCAUGUCUCUUCGCAAUCCAAUACCACCACGCCCAGCCAAGCCAACACUCACCAAGAUGUCCUGUGCCAAUUGCCGCACCCCUUUGCAGAAGGGGCAAACGGCAUAUCAGCGCAAGGGACUGCCCCAGCUUUUCUGCUCCUCCGCUUGUCUUACCACUUUCUCAAAGAAGCCUCUGGGCAAAAAGAUCUGUACCUUCUGUAAGAAGGAUAUACGCAAUUCCAAAGAUUCUGUGGUGGCUCAGACUGGUGCUGCAGGAAAUUUUCAAGAGUUCUGCUCCUCUGCUUGCCUGUCCCUCUUCGAGGCACAGCCACGAUCCAGCUCCCAGUCAUCGUCUGAUGUCCCUGAUAUAAUAAAGUGCAGCAUCUGUCAUAAGAGUGGAGAGAUUCAGCAUGAAGUGAGCAAUGGGAGUGUCAUUCACAGACUGUGCAGUGAUAUCUGCUUCACCAAAUUUCGAGCUACCAAAGGCCUGAAAACAAACUGCUGUGACAACUGUGGUAUUUACAUCUACAACAAAGGUCUACCAUUGGAGUACCUGUUCCACGAGGGUCAGCAGAAGCGCUUCUGCAAUGCAGCUUGUCUUAACAACUACAAGAAGAAAAACACAAAGGUUUAUCCCUGCAUGUACUGCAAAACACUCUGCAAAAACUUUGAAAUGCUUUCCAAUGUGGACAAGAAUGGUCGUAUGGGCCUCUUCUGCUCAAUCUGCUGCAUCACCUCACACAAAGUCAAGCAGUCUGGACUGACAGGUCCUGCUCGUCCAUGCAGCCUAUGUAGGCGCAGCCUUUCAGAGCCUGCAUAUUACAACAAGACAGAUCGUGUACUCUACCAGUUUUGUAGUCCAAGCUGCUGGACUACGUUUCAGCGCACCAGUCCUGAGGGUGGAAUCCAAUUGAAUUGUCAUUAUUGCCACAAUAUGUUCACAGGGAAGCCAGAGAUAUUGGACUGGCAAGACCAUGUAUAUCAGUUCUGCUGCAAGGAUUGCUGUGAGGAUUAUAAGCGGUUACAUGGGGUGGUCUCUCAGUGUGAAUACUGCAAGCAGGAGAAACUUCUCCAUGAAAAAAUACGUUUUUCCGGAGUAGAGAAAAACUUCUGCAGUGAAGGCUGUGUGCUGCUAUACAAGCAGGACUUCACAAAGAACCUGGGUCUAUGCUGCAUCACCUGCACUUACUGUUCUCAGACCUGCCAACGUGCAGUCACAGAGGAGCUGGAUGGAAGCACAUGGGACUUUUGCAGUGAAGAGUGCAAGAGCAAAUACCUUUUGUGGUACUUUAAGGCAGCAAGAUGUCAUGCUUGUAAGCGUCAAGGGAAGCUGUUGGAAACCAUUCACUGGCGUGGAGAAAUCAAGCAUUUUUGCAACCAGCAAUGUUUGUUACGAUUCUACAGUCAACAAAACCAGCCCAACUUAGAUACUCAAAAGGGGCCUGAAAGCCUCUUGCAUAGUAAGAAAGGUCAAAAUGCAGGAUCCAAAACCCCAACAGUUGUCCAAAACAAAGCAGAGACUAAUACGAAUGCCUCACGAAGAGCGUCAGAGAGAGGUGACUCAAUGCAUGGUGGAAGCAGAAAGCCUGUUGCGGGGAAUCGGGAAAGGACAAAGCCUGCUGAAGUAGGAGAGGACAGAGAUAGUUUGGCUUCACCAAAAAGUCGUACUGCACAUGCGGCAGCAACCCCUACAACUCCAACAAGUCCUCCUCCUUCUAACCGCAAAAAUAAAGCUGCAAUGUGCAAACCCCUAAUGCAGAAUCGUGGAACGUCCUGUGGGGUGCAGAUGGUAGAUAGUGAUUGUCAGACAGAUGAAGAUUACAAGCCGCAAGUCAUAGUGCUGCCCAUUCCAGUUCCCAUAUUUGUGCCAGUACCCAUGAACUUAUACUCUCAGAAAGUGCCUGUAGCAUGCACUAUGCCAUUCCCGGUACCGGUUCCCGUGCUGCUACCGACCACCCUAGAGAACACCGAUAAAAUUGUGGAAACAAUUGAAGAGCUGAAAGUAAAAAUCCCAUCCAACCCAUUAGAAGCGGAUAUUCUGGCUAUGGCUGAAAUGAUUGCUGAAGCAGAGGAACUGGAAAAGGCUUCGGACUUAUGUGUUGGCCAAAUGGAGGAGGCCUCUGAUACUGGAAUUGGGGAAAGGACGGCCACUGGUCACAUCGGGAAUCGCAAGCAGGAGCUCAUUAGUAAUCAGAGUGCGGAAGGAUUGCUGGAAGACUGUGAUCUCUUUGGGCCAGCAAGAGAUGAUGUGUUAGCCAUGGCUGUAAAAAUGGCAAAUGUGCUGGAGGAGCCAGGACAAGAUUUGGAGGCAGACUUCCCAAAAAAUUCUUUGGACAUUAAUCAGAGUGUGGAUUUCCUCUUUGACUGUGGUUUGGUGGGAUCAGAUGAUGCAUCUGAACAGGAGGCCAACCGUGUCUUGCGAAAAGGCCCCAAACGAGCACUCCUUUCAGAAAGAGAAAGCUGCUCCAGAGACUCUCUAAGCAGUCAACGGAGCAGCACUGCCCUUAGCUUCACAUAUGGCGUGAAUGCCUGGAAAUCCUGGGUGCAAAGAAAGUAUGAAGGGGGCGAGCCCAAGAAAGGAGAAGAGAUACGAUUUGGACCAAAGCCCAUGCGGAUAAAAGAGGACAUCUUGGCUUGCACAGCUGCAGAGUUAAACUAUGGCUUAGCACAGUUUGUGAAGGAAAUAAAGCGACCAAACGGAGAGCGAUAUGAACCAGAUAGUAUAUACUACCUGUGCUUAGGCAUUCAGCAGUAUCUUCUAGACAAUAAUCGCAUGGUAAACAUCUUUACGGACCUGUAUUACCUGACAUUUGUGCAAGAACUGAAUAAGAUAUUGACGUCCUGGCAUCGAAACCUGACUCCAAAUAGGCUGAUAUACUCACGUGUAGAAGAAGAACAUCUAUGGGACUGUAAACAGCUGGGAGUAUACUCUCCUUUUGUUCUACUGAAGACACUUAUGUUCUUCAACACAAAGUACUUUGGGUUACGCACAGCAGAAGAGCAUAUGCAGUUGUCAUUCACCAAUGUGGUACGACAGUCCCGCAAAUGCACCACCAAUAGGGGAACCAUGAAAGUAGUCAGCAUUCGAUACUAUCCUCCAGCUCGUCAGAAGAAAGGUAGAGAAAGCUCUACAAAACGGAAACGUGAGGAAGAAACACCAAUACUGGAGCAAAAUGAGAACAAGCUGAACCCUCUACGCUGCCCGGUCAAGUUCUAUGAGUUUUAUCUAUCAAAAUGCCCCGAGAAUCUUCGCAAUCGAAGUGACUUAUUCUAUUUGCAGCCUGAACGCUCGUGUGUUGCAGAAUCUCCGCUGUGGUACUCUGUUAUAGCAAUGGACAAAAGUAUGCUUCAGAGUAUGUUGAGUCGUAUCCUGGCUGUGAGGGAGGUGUAUGAAGAGCAAUUACGAACGGCCAGUGCGAGUGAUGACACAGAUUAACUGUUGGAUGGAAAUAGUCUGUAAAUCUUCGCUUUCCACCUACAAGUGAACUUGGUUGAACACCUCAUAAUCUUACAGACGGACAGUCUGGAGCCCAGCCGAGUGUAGUAAUGUGGGCUUUUACACAAACCUGGCCUCAGUUGGUUCUCGGCACUUCCUCCACCCAUUCUCUCUCCCUACACUUUCCUGCAAGUUUUUUUUUGUUGCAGAGGAGCUUACAAACAUGCCAUUUUCUCAUCUUCAUGGGCUUAGUGGAAACAGCAGUGUUGUUUGACCCCGCUGCACUUCUGUUCUUUGAUGUGUAGGCUAUACAAAAAUGCAGCAAAGCAGACUAAGAGCAGCAGGUAAAGUGGCUUGCAAGAGAGAGAUUGCAUCUCUUGCUACCACUCUAUGCUUGUGCAUGUGACAUUAUACACACCAUCGCUAUUCGGUAGCAACCAGCUGGUGACGAAACAGACCUGUAGCUGAAGGUAUCUAUAGGCUUUUGCUGAAAUACGUUAACUACGAUCACUAAAGGCCUGAAUAAUUCACCAAGUAGCUGAAACUGUUGGCAUAAAUGACACAUGCCCAUGUAUUGGUUCUUCCUGAUAAUGUCACAACAAAGUGGUCUGCAUUUGUAUCAAACGUGGGAAUCAGGCACUGGCCAGCAGGUGUCGCUGUAUCUACAUAUUUUCACAAUAUGUACUCUAUACAAGAACAACAAGGCUGCAAAUAAACUCGCUCUGACUGUUGCUAGGACCAGCAAUCCUUCCAUAUUCUUCAGUGCUGACACUUGCGAUCUCCAAGGCCACCCACCCCACCCCUAAAUAACUGACAGUCUGGUAAUUAGGGUUCACAAUGGGAGAUUUUUUAUUUUCUUUCUUAUUUUGAAUUUUUUUAUGUAAUUUUUUUUUGGGGGGGGGGGGGGGUUGUAACCUCUGAAUGGGUUCAGCUGCUCAAACAUGUAAAUAUUGUUUUUAUGCGUGUGCCCUUUGCGCCCGCCUCAUAUUUACACUUGUCAUGUGCAAGGUCCUGGCAGAGCCCUGUGUGUUGGGAAAAUUUCAUUGCAAAUAAAAUGGUUUUAAUUCCUUCAUAUGAAUGGCUGGAAGACCCUUAACAAAUACAGAGCUGCAUUUGGCUACUAUUCUGUGUUGUAAGUACUCUAUAUUUCAGACGCUUUAUGCCCUGUAAGUGUACUUUAGGACAGGCCUGAGCCCACCAUUACCGUUUGGCUGCAUUAUUGUGCCUCUUAAUAUCAUGGACAUGCUGAAAAAGCUGUCCCUGUUUUCCUCCCCCUUUUAGACUUUAGACCCUUGAAUGCAGAACAACUGCUGCCACAACACAUACUUCUCCCAGAAUAAUCUGCAGGAGCAGCAGUGUAUCAACACUAUCAUCUCAACAGACCUGAAUAAACAAACCGACACUAACUGGCCGACAGUAGGUUGAUUGAAGAGAAUCUGGAUUAAACGUAUUACGAUGGGACACGCAGUUCUUGGUAUUUCAUAUCGUUAUCUGAUUAUCGUCUGGAUUCAGUGAGAUACGAGAGGUUAUCUUUUCUUACCACACAUUUCCUAUUUGUUAAUAAGGAGAAUGCAGGUGUUAGAUUUUAAUUACUUUAGCACUUAAUCACGCACACACUGCCUUUUACACACAGCCUCUCCUAUCCACACCCAACUCCUCCUACCUGGUGCAAGUUAAUGUGUGUGAGCAUAUAUACUCAUACACAUAUACAGACACAAAAAGAGGGUUGCAGCAGUAUAUUGUUUUGCAUUCAUAUUUGCUACAUUUGUGUCCAAAAUGCUUAAGCACCUUUGAAUUUUGAUGAAAUAGUCUAUUCAUGCAGCUCACAUUUCAGAUCGCUCUUCAUUAUCCAGUUUUUGUGCCAGUGGGUUACAAUAUCUGUUUCUUGUUAAAUUGUUUAAAUAGAUGCAAAAUGGCUGUAGACUUUGAGUUUCGAGGGACAUACCACACACCUUUUUAUUGUCGUCAUAUAUUUAGAUUGUUCAGGAACCGCAGCAUUUCCUUGGUUUUACACCAACAUAAGCUGAAGCUUAUUGCAUCCCCUUCACAGCUAUUUGUGGCCUGUGUCAUUUCCAAAUGUCUUGUCAUUACACAGAUAUGUUUGUGCCAUGCCAAAUACAUUCAGAGUAGGCUCAAAUUGAG